Messenger RNA from Scutellospora calospora, 134 nucleotides. Lineage: Eukaryota; Fungi; Glomeromycota; Glomeromycetes; Diversisporales; Gigasporaceae. The record is from the annotation of a GenBank genome assembly.
AUGGUCAAUAAGCUGGGACAAACAGCAUUGAUUUUUGCAUCAAAAUAUGGCAACCUUGAUCCUAUCAAACUCUUACUUGAACACGAGGCUGAUAUUAAUCAAACUGAUUUUGAAGGCAAUACAGCUUUGCAUUA